GGAAGCCUGGAGCGGACCACCACCAGCGGCGGCCGCAGCGGUUCGUCGACGUCGGCGCACAAGCGCACGGCCUCGACCGGUUCCGCCACUUUAUCAAGAGGCGCACACAAGCGAAGUCGCUACGAGGAAGAGGAGGAAGAAGACGAGGAAGACGAAGAUUCGUUCCUGGAUGAUGACGACGAGGACCACCACCAGGCCUCGCGGCGGGAGCUGCAGGAGCUGUGCCGCGCGUUUGCCAAGGGGCGCAACUACUGGGAGGACGAAGACGACUUUGACGACGCCGCCAUGGAGGUCUCCUGGCGCGACGCCCUCGCCGAAGAGAAUCGCAGUGCUCGCCUGGGCGCGUUGGAGGACAGGAAGGACAUGGAGGAGGAGCUGCGGCGGAAGAAGGAGAAGCAGGAGAAAAAGAAGAAGCUCGCCCAGGAACGCAAGAAGGCCCGGAGGUAG
Molecule: messenger RNA, 447 nt
Organism: Acanthamoeba castellanii str. Neff
Lineage: Eukaryota; Discosea; Longamoebia; Acanthamoebidae
Product: SPT2 chromatin protein
Exons: 3
Source: RefSeq, a predicted model, not a curated record